This is a messenger RNA of Manduca sexta (tobacco hornworm), 5401 nucleotides long. RefSeq names its product tolloid-like protein 1 (gene tok). Gene Ontology annotation, biological process: proteolysis. Lineage: Eukaryota; Metazoa; Arthropoda; Insecta; Lepidoptera; Sphingidae. Bases 197 to 4255 code for a protein of 1352 amino acids. Gene Ontology annotation, molecular function: calcium ion binding; metalloendopeptidase activity; zinc ion binding. The transcript has 20 exons. The record is from RefSeq and is a predicted model, not a curated record.
CGUGUCAGUGUCAGUUGCCCACGGGAGUUCGCCACGCGUGACCGCAUCUUACUCGGGACUCGCCGGUCCCGCGCACUAGUGAAUCGCGCACGAGUUACAAGUGGUAGUGACUGUGAUUUUUUUUUAAUUUAAUUUAAUUGAUGACCAAACAAAAUACUAUGACAUAGUGCUCAGCGGUCAGUGAAAUAACAUCAAUAUGACUAUCCGAUGGAGAGGUGCGUCGCGCGCGGCGGUCGGCGCGCUACUGACCUUUUUAUUGUGUGUCAGUUCACAAGUAACCUCGUGUGAGGGGCGGGAGGAGCCGCAUAGAUUUACCAUAGACGAACUGCUUUCUUCACAGUUCGAGUAUAAGGAGUCAGAUGAUGUUGGAUUAGAUCCUUGUAAAGCUGGUAACUUUCAAGGGGACAUAGCGAUACCGGAUUCGGAUUUAUAUAAACCAGCAACGGUAUCACCGGCGAAGAUAAACAAAUCUCUUCAAGAAGAGGUGGAAAGACUGAAAAAAGAGGUGCUUCUAGAAGGACUGCAAGUAGAAGAAGAGGGAUUGCCAGAUAUACUGAGGAAGAGGACGAAGCAACCGCUACCACUGUCUCAAGAUAAACCGAAGAAGUAUAACGAUGCUGCUCUGAUGACGAAAACUUUACCAGCCGGGUUGGAUAAAUCCCUAUUAUUGAAGAACGGUAAAUUAUUACCCGAGGACAUGCUAGAUAAUUCCACAAACACAACCAUUAACCAAACCAUAUCGGAUCACGCAAACCAAACGUACUUAACGGAUAACCUGACCGAAUACGAUAGCCUUGAGCAAGACGGCGUUUUAGUUGUAAACAUAUCCACAGACAGCAUAUUGAAUUUAGACGAGCUAUACCCACAUAUACAGAUAUCAAAUGUUUCAAACAAAGUAGAUGAGACGACGAACAAAAUACAGAGCAAUAGUAGAGAAAUUACAGGCGAUUCUAACAAUUACAUAAAGUUUAAAGAUCUGCCUGAGAAUAUGACUGUCGCUCCGGCGCCUACUAACGGUGUUAUACCUACGAAUGAGCAAGAUGAAGAUAAAAUUAAAAAAACUGAUCUAAGUUUAGACGGUAAUGCUGAAGGGAAUGAUUUGUUGAAGCCAACGGAGAGUUUACAAAACUUAGUUGAAGAGGCAAGUGGUAGACGUAAAAGGAGGAGAAGACGACAUGGAAACGGAAGACGGUUAAGAAACAUCCAUUCAAGUGAGAGAACUGGCCAAAACUUAAUAAAAAUGGAGGAAAUAAACACAGAAUCACAUUUUGUGAGGAAAAAAUUUUUUCGUCACCACAAAAAACGGAACAGUAACGAACAAGGAGAAAAGAAGUUUCAAAUACCAGAACAUGAGUUUGAAGAGAGAUUUGAAUUGAAACCACAGCCGAAGGAGAACUAUACUGAUAACCAACAGUUUCAAAAUAUGGUAUUUCGAGACACGGACGAAGAUUUGGAGAUGGUCGAGACCAGAGCAUAUAAUGACACUCAGACAAAAAAGAGACAUCGAUCUAUUCGCGCGGCGACGAACCGAAAGGAGCGAAUUUGGGAGAAUGGUGUGAUACCGUACGAGAUAGAUGGAAACUUCAGCGGUGCUCACAAGUCACUGUUCAAGCAGGCCAUGAGGCAUUGGGAGAACUUCACUUGCGUCAAAUUUGUGGAGAGAGAUGCUGAUAUGCAUAAGGAUUAUAUUGUGUUCACUGAGAGGCCUUGCGGGUGUUGCUCCUUCGUCGGCAAGAGAGGUGGUGGCGCUCAGGCCAUAUCAAUCGGCAAGAACUGUGAUAAGUUCGGCAUCGUGGUCCACGAGCUGGGACAUGUAGUCGGCUUCUGGCACGAGCACACGCGACCUGACCGCGAUCACCAUGUCCAGAUCAUCAGGGACAAUAUUAUGCAUGGACAAGAAUACAACUUCAACAAGCUAACAGAAGAAGAAGUGAACUCUUUAGGACAGACGUAUGACUACGAUUCCAUAAUGCAUUACGCAAGGAAUACGUUUAGCAAAGGAACUUAUUUGGACACCAUACUGCCUCUAGAAGUUCAUGGGAAGAAACGACCGGAGAUUGGACAGCGGGUGAGGCUCAGUGCCAGCGAUAUAGCACAGACUAAUCUUCUUUACAAAUGCGCAAAAUGCGGUAGAACUCUUCUCGGUAAUUCUGGUUGGUUCAACUCCCCGGGAUGGGGGACGGAGCCUGUGCCAGCCACUCCUGAGCGCUGCGAGUGGAGGAUUGUCGCCACGCAUGGAGAAAGGGUCGUGCUGAACAUCACUGAAAUCGACAUCCAUAAGUCGGAAGGCUGUCGUUCGGAAUGGGUGGAAGUACGCGAUGGAUACAUGCCCGACGCGCCUGUCCUGGGUCGCAUCUGUGGGUCAGGGAAGGGGCCCAUCAUGAGGUCCACUGGGUCCAGGCUUACGGUCGUUUACCAACCAGGACCGAGACCAAAGCCGCAUAGAGGAUUUAAGGCGUUUUACGAAGCUGUUUGUGGUGGUGAUAUAGAAGUUGAUAGCAGUGGUCAUCUGGAGUCUCCCAAUUACCCUGAUGAUUACCAGCCUAAUAAGCUUUGUAUUUGGAGACUGUCGGUUCCACAGGAUUAUCAAGUGGCGUUAAGGUUCCAUUCCUUCGAAGUGGAGAACCACGACACGUGUUCCUACGACAAAGUAAAAGUGAGGGAUGGUGACUCGAUGGAUAGCCCAUUGAUCGGCAUGUUCUGCGGUCAUAAGAUACCACCCGACAUAAGGUCGACAUCAAACACCCUGCUAGUGAUCUUUGAGUCAGACAGCACGGUGCAGAAGGCAGGCUUCUCAGCGACCUUCAUGAAGGAGUUCGAUGAAUGCGCCUCCAUCGAGCACGGCUGCAGUCACUCGUGUGUCAACACUCUAGGAGGGUAUGAGUGUGCGUGUGACAUCGGGUAUGAAUUGCACUCCGAUGGGAAGAAAUGUGAAAACGCCUGCGGAGGCGCUCUCUACGGCCCCAAUGGAACAAUAACGUCACCUUCAUUCCCCGAGCUGUACCCCCCAUCCAAGAACUGCCUCUGGGAGAUAGUAGCGCCCCCACAACACAGAAUCACUUUGAACUUCACCCACUUUGAUCUGGAGGGGAAUAAUAUGUAUCAGCAGGAAUGUGAAUACGACAGUGUCACGGUCCACUCCAAACUGGGAGCGGAGAUAUUGCGCCGUCACGGAGCGUUCUGCGGCACGGCGUUACCACCUCCUGUGACGUCAGACGGGUCUGUCCUCAGAGUUCAAUUCACAUCAGAUGGUUCAGUGCAUCGCUCAGGAUUCGCAGCAGUCUACUACAUAGACGUGGACGAAUGUGCUGAGAACAACGGAGGGUGUCAGCAUGAAUGCCACAAUACUCUGGGAGGUUAUGAGUGUGCAUGCCAUAGUGGCUUCACGCUGCAUCCUAACAAACACGAUUGCAAGGAGGGAGGCUGCAAGCAUGACGUCACUCUGCCCCAUGGCACCAUAUUUAGUCCUAAUUACCCAGCGGCGUAUCCUGCUCGCAAAGACUGUGUGUGGCAAUUCUCUACCACCCCGGGACAUCGGAUCAAAUUGAUCUUCAAUGUUUUUGAGCUGGAGCCUCAUCAGGAAUGUGCAUACGAUCACGUGACCAUAUAUGAUGGCGCCUCUGCAGAUGAGAAGACAUUAGGAAUGUUCUGUGGUAGCAAGCUACCACACCCGGUGGUCGCGUCUCAGAACCAGAUGUACGUCGUGUUCAAAUCUGAUGGUUCCGUGCAGAGAAAGGGAUUCCUCGCUACGCACUCCACGGCCUGUGGCGGCUACCUAGCAGCAACAGAGGCAGUGAAACAUCUCUACUCCCACGCCCGUUACGGAGACAAUUCCUACGAGUCACGAGCUGACUGCGACUGGAACAUUGAGGCGCCUCCCAACCAUUUCGUAAGACUCACCUUCCUGACCUUCGAACUGGAAAGAGAGGCCAACUGCAGAUAUGAUUACGUCCAAGUCUUUGGGGGCUUGGAAGGCAGUGGUGGGAAUUAUGGCACGUUUUGUGGAACUAAGAUGCCACCAGAAAUCGUCUCAACAUCAGAAGCAUUGUUAGUAAGAUUCCGGACAGACGACUCCCUAGUCUUCAAAGGUUUCUCCGCAUCCUACCAAAUGGUGAAACCCACAUGGAGUGAAGAGGACAGUUUAGAGGGUGGUGAAUACGAGGGCGAGGAGGAGGACGAGCGCAUGCCGCCGCUGGUGGUGGGGCGGCGCGGGCUGCGCGCGCCGGCGGCGCGGUUCGUGCGGCGCGGCGCGUGACGCGGCGCGUGACGCCGGCCGCGCCUGCCGCCGCACGCGCCGCACCGCCGCGCGCGCCUGCACCGACACGCCAGAGAACCCUUGUAAAUCGGACCACUUAAAUGUGUUGCCAUAUUCAAAAUAUUAUUCUUAUUUUAAAUGUGAGUCGGUUCAAUUUUUGAUUUUGGAAUGACAUUUUGCUAUUUUGUUUGCAAUAUUGAGGAAUUGGGAUACUUAAGGAAAUUCAGUUUUGUUACAAUGCGGUCGUAAUCUUACGUUUAAUCUCAUUAUUUGCGACUGACAAAUAUGUAAAUAAAUGAAUAUUCCUAGUCUAGCUUAGAUUUAUUACUUAAAGUGUGGUUACCAAAGAAACUCACGUAGCGAAACGUAUAAGUUUCACAUAAACAUUUUUUAUAUUCGCCUGUUUUAACCAAAGAGAAUCAUAAUAAUUAAGAAUAAUUAUUGUGUUAUAAAUGAAAAGAUCAGAAUAGUCAGAAUCAAAUCAAAUACUUAGGUGUUUCUUUUAAUAAAACGCACACAUACUCAAAUUUGUUUGUAAUAGGAGUUAUAUUAAAUAUAGCACAAGUUAUUAAAUAAUACUGAGACAAUAUGUAAGUUUAAGAUUACUGUGAAGUAUAGCUCAUUCUUAAUGUUAGGUGUUCAAUUCCAUAUCAGAAAUUCAAUACUCCAGUACAUUGUAUAUUAGAUGUAAGAAUACUCAGUGAAUUAAUACAAUUACUUGCCUACUAUACCGAAAUUAAAUAAUUCGUUUUUCUUUAAGCAAAGGAAACAUUCCUUACAUCAAAUAGGUACAACAUUUACUAAAAAAGUCUUUAUGCAUUUGUACUUAAUAAAUCUUUAAAACUGGAUUUUAAAUACUUUGCUUAUUUCUUUGAAAAGGGAGGAAACUCAAAGCACCUCGAAACACUGUCAAGGAAAUCAUAACAAGACCUAAGGGCUCGACCUUCCGCCUUAAGAAUGAUUAGGCGCCAAUAGUCAAUACUCAAACUAAGUCGCAUAAUACUCAAAAUGUUCGUAUAUAAUUAGAUACGUGCCAAACGGAUACUUAGUUACUAUUAACGCCAUAGUGUAUAAUAAGCUAGUGUUUUGUAACUUAAAUAUUUAUACUUAGGAAUGUUAUUUUUAUUAAAAUCCAAUGAAAAAUCA